UCGAAAAUAUCGAUAACUCGAUGUACUGUUUUAAGUUCGAUUCGUGCACCGCACAUGGUCCGUCAUGGCGCAAACUUAAGUUACCGGAGAGUCAAUGUUAUCGUUAGAAAAUAAUAAUCUCGUGCCGAAGUUAAUAAAGGAAAACGAAGACAUUACGCUCUUAUUCUUGAGCGACUCGACUAGAUGAAAGAUUGAACCGAACAGAUGUAGAUGUCAGAAUUUGCAAUGUGAUUGUUUCGCCUCGGUUCAAAGCGGGGGUGUGACAAUUUUUAAGGGCAAUCUCGAAAGAUAGUUUUCUUUUUCAAAUCUGUAUUACAAUAGAUCUUUUUAAAUAGUAUUGUUGGUUGUGCCUUUUAUAACUUUACCGAAAAUCGUAUUAUCAUUGUUUUUUUUCCCCUCCUACGUCUCUUCCUGCGCUUUUUUCGGGAAUAGCAAUUAUCGCGUUAUACAACCAUUUGUUGUUAUAUGUCUCUAAUAUAACCAAGUUCUUAAAUAUUUUUAAUGCAAAAUAUAUGUGUUGGAAUCACGCAUCAAACAUUAGGAUAGAAAUGCCGUUGAGUCCAACGAAUCAUAAUAUAUCUACCAACACUACAGAAAGUGUAAAUCCUGGUACAUCUGUUCAUGUGACAUCAACUUGCUGUACUCCACCUCCAUCAUAUCAUAACAUUAAUUUACCUCUUGGACAUCAUUCUACAUUACCUAGUGAUCGUGGUGCACCGCCUUCUUAUGAAGAAGCCAUAGAUCCCAAUGCACCUCCUCCUUCAUAUGAUUCAUUAUUUGGUCGGAUGAGAGAGGCACAUAAAGUCUCCAAAGGUGUAUUUGAUUUCUUAAAAAAUAUAAUCGUUCUUCUCGUGGGUACAAUUGGAUGCACUAUUAUUCUCGGUGUGACAAUCGUAGUUCCAAUAUGCAUGAUGAUCAUUGGAGCAUUGUACCUUUACGACUGUCCACAGGGUGAAUACAUACCCGUUUAUUUAUUAGUAGGUGGAGGAUUUGGUGUAUUUAAACAAUUAUUACAUUUAUCUGCACGUGUAAGACAGCGACAAGAAGAAAGAGAUGAAGAAAGGAUUAGACAGUCGCCAACACAAACAUUGAUCAAUUGCUUCAUGCUGGGCUGGUUUAUCAUUGGUUCCAUGUGGGUAUAUAAGGAAUACGAACCAAAUUAUGAUCCAUCCCUUGGCAAAUAUUGCAACAAAACUUUAUAUUUAUUUGCCUUUUGGUUGAUAACCUCUGUUUAUAUAUGUCUGGGUGUUAUAACAGCCGGUCUUUGCAGUAUUUCUGUAGCCAGUAUUGCGUUCCAAAGACCACCGCCUGAUCUUAUGUAAGAAAUAUUAAUAAUUUCAAAAGAAACGAAGAAUUGUUACAUUUUUUGGCAUUUUGGGAGCAAAAAAUGAGAGUGCACACAAGAAGACAUCUGUUGACGGAAGUCACUCAAUAUUGGGGCACAAAAAAUUCGUCCACGUUUAUGUACCUGAGAUACUUAAACGACAACUUAUGCACAGAUUAUUUGCGCGUUAGAAAUACCACUAAAUACUUGCACUUCUCGGACUAUGAUGAAUUGGAGGUUGGUUAUGAAAAAGUUCUCAAUAUUAUCAAUACAUUAAUUAUAAAUACUCAUAUUCUUUGUAUUUCUAAUUUAUAUUUUGUUUACAAAUCUUUAAUCGAUAAUGGUGUAAAAGAUAUACGUACUCCUAAUUUGCCAGUGGCUGAUCGAUUUAUGCAAGAAAAGAAAAAACGCUUUAAUCACUUUAGGUUGUGGAUAUUUCGUGGUAAACACGGAUCUUAAUCUUGUGCCAAGAGAAAGCAAGAUCGUAGGGAAAAGUAUUUUGUUACUGCAGUGUAGUAUUAAAUACAGGAAAAAAGGUGAAUACGAUAAUCGUAUUUGAAUUAAAGCGUAAAAGUGAUAUCUACGAUCUCGCGUUACGUCUCGCAUAUGCUUCGACUUGAAAUAUUCGAUCUCUUACGUCUCUAAUACACUUUAUUAGCAUUAAAAAUGCCCUAUUGAUAACACUAUUACAAUCUUUUCAACGACAAACGGUAGCUGUUCUUAAAUGAUCAUAAGAUAACUAUAAAAGAACAAAGAUCUUCACUUAGGCGUGACACGACUUAUUACUUACGGUAAAAAAGACUGCGAUAUUUCGCGUUAACUUUAUAUUCUUUUGCCCUCUCCUCCGUCCUUUAAACCUUUAGCGACCUCCAUUGGGCCUUCAUCGUCAAUGCAGUCAGAUAUAAUCUGUACAGCAACCUUUAUCCUAUAAUCUAUACCGCUUCAAGAUUUCAAAUUUUCUAAAUUAAGAUAUUGGUAUAAAUAAGUUUUAUCGAUAUUUCGAAACAUAAGACAAUUAUAAAGCCAAUAAUUAUUGAUACCGUACGAUUUUGGAAAUAAAUACGGUAUAUCAAAUUGGUAUUUAGGCAUAGUGGAGGAACCAUUAAUUUAAGAAUAAUGUAUUAUAGGCAUAUAACGUUAUAACAUUUCUUCCACUUUCAUACAUCUUUAGCUACUUUGUCUUCCUAUUAAAUAAGUUAUAAAAUUAAUUAUUCUGGAGAAAAAAAAGAAAUGUAAUCUCAUUACUAUGUCGAUUGAUUAAAACACGCGCUUGCGAAUGAAUAUUGAACAAGCUUAUGCUUUUUAUUGUAUAAUUAAGUGUAUCUUCGGCAUAAAAAACUUAAUGUUGGAUGAAGCUGGCUAAAUUUGUACAUACAUAACAAUGUGAUUUGAACGCACGCUAAUACGAACGAGUAUAUUACUCGCAUUGCAUUUAUUGCUAAUUAUAACUUUACACUAUUAUCCUGGUAAACAUAUAUUUUAUGCGAAAACAGUGUGUAUCUGUAAAAAUGAUCCCUAUUAUAUCGUGCAUUAUAAGCACUUACUCACAUUUCUUAUUAUAAUUUCCUAAAUAAACGGCUUAAAAUUAA
Molecule: messenger RNA, 2913 nt
Organism: Vespa mandarinia (Asian giant hornet)
Lineage: Eukaryota; Metazoa; Arthropoda; Insecta; Hymenoptera; Vespidae
Source: RefSeq, a predicted model, not a curated record